This is a messenger RNA of Ceraceosorus bombacis, 951 nucleotides long. NCBI's taxonomy places the organism in Eukaryota, Fungi, Basidiomycota, Exobasidiomycetes, Ceraceosorales, Ceraceosoraceae. The record is from the annotation of a GenBank genome assembly.
AUGCAACUAAAUGCUAAUUCGCCACAGACCCGGCUUUCGCAAGCAGUGCGCCGUCUACUACCUUGCGAUGUGCCGAAUGAACGCCGUUCGGUCUACAGCCCUCUGGGCGCUAUUCAGCACCUUCAUACUGGCCACUGGAAGCGUGCCUACGAGACAGGUGAGCUUACACUGCGAGCGUUCCAGCAGCCGUUUGCGUCCGAAUAGCUUGGAGCACUGAAGCCCUCAUUCCUUCCAAGCUUCUCACUAGCACUCGCAUCCAUCCCCCAGCUGCGAGUGCUGUGACGAGAGCAGAAUCGUUAAGUGCUCGCAGCGGGCAAGAGCGUGGAGAGACAAACGAAGAGCCGAAAAGACGAGGAGAUCGAAGCAGCCAAAAGAGCCGUCUGAUUACAGCUAUCCUCACUGAAAGGCCAGGAGCCACGUCCGGACAAGGUAUACCACUUAGUAAGUGAUUUUUGAAAAACGACAAUGACACCGGCUGCAUAAUUACUCACCCCUCCACGCUCUUCGCUCUUGACAGGUGCAUCAGAGGGCGCUGUUCCUCGUCGCGUCAGAUCGCAGCGACGACGCAAUGCUCCAGCACACGCUAGCAGCUCGUCCGCAGUUCCGACAUCAAGAGAUGACGCAUCAGCACGAUCAGAGCAUCAGGAACGAGAGCCUGCCACGACAUCCCUCCCGGUCGAGCAGCGUGGUCGCCAAAGCAUGGUGAUGUGGAGUGCGUUCACCGACACCCAUUUCCGUGGCAUGCCUCCAAAGGCUAAAGAAGAUAUGAGCAAGUCGAUCGCGGCGUGGGCAGAAGCGAGCCAAGCAGCAGCAAAUGUGCACGUACUGGGCAUCGGUCCUAGCGUGUUGCCUCAUCACGUUUCGGUGCAUCACCAGCUGUACGACGAGGGUAUGAACAAGAUCAGCAACCCAAAGAUCAGCGAAGUGCCUCAUGUGAUGACACACUUUUAG